This is a messenger RNA of Medicago truncatula (barrel medic), 1744 nucleotides long. RefSeq names its product myb-related protein 306. The record is from RefSeq and is a predicted model, not a curated record. Gene Ontology annotation, biological process: response to auxin. The coding region runs from base 229 to 1206 and encodes 325 amino acids. NCBI's taxonomy places the organism in Eukaryota, Viridiplantae, Streptophyta, Magnoliopsida, Fabales, Fabaceae. The transcript has 3 exons.
UAUGCUAAAUACACCCUAUUUUCUUAGCUAUAUAUUUACACCAUGGAAAGGUUAGGCUUGGACACUUGCCUUUUGAAACCUAUCAAAUCAAGAGGUUUUAGAGAGAACUAAAAAUUAAAGAUAAGUGAUCAUACACCGAGAGAGGAAGAGGAAGAAAAAGGUCUAUAGAAUAGAAAUUAGUGGCAACAUAUACAAGUGUUACUAAAAGUAAAAGAGAAACAAAGAAACAUGGGAAGACCACCUUGUUGUGACAAAGAAGGUGUUAAAAAAGGACCAUGGACUCCUGAAGAAGAUAUCAUACUUGUUACUUAUAUACAAGAACAUGGUCCUGGAAAUUGGAGGGCUGUUCCAACCAAGACAGGGUUGUCAAGAUGCAGCAAAAGUUGCAGACUUAGAUGGACUAAUUACCUAAGGCCAGGAAUCAAACGGGGUAACUUCACUGAACAAGAGGAGAAGAUGAUUAUCCAUCUUCAAGAUCUUUUAGGAAAUAGAUGGGCUGCAAUAGCAUCAUACCUUCCACAAAGAACAGAUAAUGACAUAAAAAACUAUUGGAAUACUCAUUUGAAAAAGAAGCUAAAGAAAUCACAAACAGGUAAUAAUGCUGAAUGCAUUAAUUUUGAAGAAGAAAAAUUUUCAGCAUCUCAAAGAAUUCCAAGAGGUCAAUGGGAAAGAAGACUUCAAACAGAUAUUCAAAUGGCCAAAAAAGCACUUAAUGAAGCACUUUCACCACAAAAAUUAUCUCCUAACUUUUCUACUUCAAACCCUACAAAUAGUAACUCAUUUUCUUCCACUAAAGAACCAGGUCAAUCGUUUUGCUAUGCUUCAAGUGCAGAUAACAUAGCGCGUUUAUUAAAGGGUUGGAUGAAAAAUCCGAUUAAAUCAUCGGUAAGUACUAAUUCAGUUGUGACACAAAAUUCCUUCAACAACUUUGAUUCUGCUUCUAGUAGUGGAACAAAGGGUGAAAUAUUGUCUGAAACAUUUGAAUCUUUGUUUGGUUUUGAGCCUUUAGAGUCUUUGGAGUCAUCGAAUUCUGAAUUUUCUCAUCAGUCUUUGUCACCAGACGCAACGAUUUUACAAGAUGAAAGUAAGCCUGAUGUUGGUUCAGAAACAAUGCCCUUUUCUUUGCUUGAGAAAUGGCUUCUUGAUGAAGCAAGUUGUCCUGAAAAAGUAUUAGGUUGUGGUGGUGAUCAUGCUCAAGUUUUCUAAACUGGUUUAGGUUUUAAUCUGCAUUUUCGGUUUAGAUAAAGCUAUGAAUCUUUAUAUUGCGCGGUGCAAUACUAGCAAAGCUGAAAUGUGGUUGUGAUGAUGUUGUUGCUUGGAUGGUGAAGUAGUACUCCCUCCCGUAGUCGCGGUUACGCUGCUAACCUUUACGUUGCAGUAAGAUACAAACAAAUGUGGUAUAAAUUAUGGUUGUGAUGCUUGUGCAGAGACCUUUAAAAUCGUUGCAAUUGUGGAACACAAUUUAAAGUUAUGGUUCAAGUUCUGAAAUAUAUGUGGAACUUUCUGAUAUUUUUCUUUUAUAUGAUUUCUAUAGGAAAGGUCUUCUCAUCAAUCUUUGAUGUAUUUCCUUGGUACUAAAGAGAAACAAGUUUUCAAUCUUUUGGUGGUAGAUGUGUAUAUUUUACUAUUAACAUGAUUAUUAUUAUACACUUUUACAUACCAUAAUGGAAAACUUGCUUGACUUGUGUAAUGCUUCAACAAUGUGAUCUUCCUUUAUGAAUUUAUUGUUUCAUUCUUUUUCCAA